AAAACAUGUGAAAGUUGUAAAAACUAUUAAUUAGCUUAAAAACACAUAAAACAAGAUUUAAGUGUAUCAAUUGUGUGUAAUUCACAGAGUAAAAGUCAUAUUGAAUAAUAGUAGAACAAAGUGAACGAGUUAAGUGCUCCAAUUGAGUGUAAAAGGCUAAAAACAAAUAAAUAACAAAGAAAGAAAGUUUUUAUCAGAGAUAUUUUAAGCGUUUUCCAACAAUAACGUUAUAAUACAAUUAAGUCAAAAUAGUUGAAACAGCAUAAUGGAGUGCGAGAAACCAAAACAGCGUAGAAAGAAAAAAUCAAAAAGUCAUGAAUCAGACAGUUUAGAAUGUUCAUCAUCAUUAGACUCUUUUGAGGUCGAUUUAAAGGAACUGGAAGAUUUGUGUAUAGCAAUGAAACCCGAUUCUCCGAUUGAAACCUUAGAAGUAACGAAUGAGAUGAAUAAACAAGAAACGGAAGAGAACAUAAACUCAGAGACUGAACAAGAAGAAAGCAUAGAAUGUAUACAACCAAGUGCUCCAUUAGAGGACAUUUCAAAGCCAAAUAUAUUCUCAUCUCCUUUAGUGAACGAGAAUUUAUAUCCAGACUUAAAACUAGCUGAAGUUGCAACAGUUUCAUUUGAAAAAACAUUAUCACCAUCAAUAAUGAAGCCAUUCACACAACACCAGUUAGAAUCUCUUUAUAAAAUCAAUGAACUAGAUCAAGUAUAUAGAUUUGAAGAAGAAUUUGUUGAGAGAGAAUUGAAAGAUACGUCAUUGCAAGAACAUCCUUUAUACAUUUUAUUAAAGAAGUAUGCACGGUCUAGAUCUCGAUUUAUGAAAAAUACAAAUGAUGCUGAAUGUACUAUGCAGAAUUUGGAAGGUAAUUACAAGAAAAUAUGGAAAAUUGAACACAGGCAAGCAUCAAAUAAUGGCUUUUGUACUUGUGGUCGAGUUUUAUAUGCAUCCCAUAGCUAUAAAUUUGCACUAUUCUGUGAUGAUGCUUAUUCAGAAAUGGACCAAAGUAUGAGAAAUCUUCAAGUUAUGACAUCAAUCAAUCAUGUCAAAUUCUCACAAGAAUGUGCUCUAUUUCAUCGUCAAAUUGAACAAAUGAUUAAUGAAUUGAUAAAUGCUGACGUUUUUAAACACAUAUCGAACGAUUCACCUAUUGCACUCAAUCAACAAAUCGAAAAUUACGACUUGAGACUGAAAGUAACAGAUUUGCGAAUUUACGUAUCAAUUCUAUUCAAGUUCCUUCGAGAAAUGCCACAAGAAAAACAAUUAGAAUUGGAUAUACAGAAUUGGAUCAAGCAAUUAAUAUCAUUACAACUGAGAAUUGCUACAUGGGAAGAUCAUGUCUUUAUACUUUUUCAUAUCUUAAGAUGUGUGGACGGUGUUGGGAAUUGGGCAUCAAGUUUCGUUCAAAUUCCAUCAGUUGAAGAUGAAUCUUUUAAGUACGAACUACUUGGAUCACCAGAUAUCCAUCAUUGUAUAUCGAUACUUCAAAUUCUCUUAAUGCCAAUUCACAAACGACUCGUAUUCUUAGAAGAUCAUCUUAAAGAUGUAAUAUCGACAAAGAAUAAAAGUGAAAAAGAUUUGUGGAUAUUAGUCGAUUCUGAUGGCGAGGAAGGAAGCUCUUCAACUGAAGAUUGUAGUAAAUUAAGAGAAAGUGAUAUAGUAGCACUAUUUGAUCAAAUUCCAUGGGAAUUUGUUUUUAAAACUAUGUGCUUUGCUCAAAAAGUUGGAGAUUCAUAUGAAAUUGAUCUUGAAAAAGUUUCAUUUGGUCAUCAUGUUAUAAAAGUCAUAGCCUUUACAUCUAGAUUUUUAGCCAUUCUCAAAAUUGGUCUGUUUGACUUAACAGACCGCCAUAAGCAAUUUGCUAAAAGACUGGGAAAAUUAAUCAAAGAAACAUUGUUUUAUCUUCGUGACAUAAUCAGAAUAUACCAAAAAUCGUCAUCUUACAAAGAUCCUGAAGAAUAUCAAAGAAUUCAAGUUGAAUAUGAUGAAUUAUUAAUCCGAUCAGCUUGCUUUAUUUAUGAGAUUAAGAAAUUAAGUCUGUUCCAAUAUUUGGCUGAUUUUCCUUAUGAACUUGUAACUACUAAAGCUCUUUGGAAUCUCUAUUACUGUCUUCAUAGCGGUGAUUUCAAGCCUCGAUAUGCAGACUCAUCACCCUUGAAAUUUGACAACGAAUUCAUCAACAAAUUCAACCACGAUAUCGCAAUGGAUGAUUUGUUCUUCCUGCUGCAUACAUUCGCAAAAAUGUCAGAAGGUAAAGGAAAAGAAGAUUUGGAAUUUCUGAACUUUAUUUGUCGUGAUUUAAUUCAUAUUGGAUUUAUCAAUGAAUACACAAAAGAUUUUUGCUAUAAUACUGUCAAGGAUUUAGUCGCAGACAUAACGAAUAAGUUUCCAGAAAUUGUUGGUGAUAUAAUUCAUUUUAUUAAGAAUAAUUUGGCUAGCAUCGGUUCCUUAAAUACUUAUAUAUUGAAGUCACUUCCAAUUCAUAAAUGGAAACCAACACAAAAAGAUUUGGAACUAUUUUCAUCUUGGCUAUUAAACUACGAUUUUGACACUGUCGAAAGCUCAACAGCACGUUUUAUUAUUGCAUCAAUUAAUUGGAAUUUUGAUCACGAAAAUCAACUCUUUCUUCCGCACGAAAUUCAUGUUCGAAUGGCUCAUUUGAUAUGUGAAGUAUAUUUAAAGUAUGUCGGUGAAUCCAUCAAAAGUGAUUUCAAUGAGACCAAAUUUUUAGGAAAAGUAACAAAAAACUCGUCAAAGAAGGAUAAGUUUUCAGUCUGGUGCUGGUCAAUGAUUUCAUUAUUGAGAUUACAUCAAAUCGACAUAAAUCCUAGUGCUGUGAUUAAAAAUCCAAAUACUCUAAAUCUCAUACCAGAAUUUGAAGAACUGAAUGUUGUGUAUCAAGGUGCAAAUGAUAAUAAACCAUUAGCAAUCUAUAUCUCAUUCCUAAUUUCUAAAUAUGGUCAUUCUGUGCCGCAAAUUUGUCAUCGUGGAUUUGAGCAACUUAAACAAUUGUUGAUAGACCAUCGAUAUCCAAAAGUAAUUCGUUGCUUGGAACUAAUUGUUCCACUUUUUAUGGAAUGCGUUCAAAGCUUGUUUCAAUGUGAAACUUAUGUGAAUAUCUUAGAGACCUUAAUUAAGGCUGAUAAGACAAAUGGAAUUGUGUCAAAGGAUAAAAAUGACAACAAAGUCACAAUUUUAAAACUUUUCGGAAAUAUGAUUUUAAAUCAAUUAAAUUCGUAUCAGAAAUAUGGAUGGACUUCACCACAUGAUAUAACUUAUUUGUGGAUUAACUCUAUUUUAAAGAUUAAGAAUUGGCACAAAGAUGAGAGAAUGCUUUGGAUACUCGAAUUAAUUUGUCAAUUUUCAUAUCCAUUUAGUGACACAUUACAUAUGGUUAAGGAAGUCCUUAGAUCACAUGUUCAGACUAUUGCUGUAACAAAAGUACCAAAAUCAUCAGGCUUAUUGAGUUUAGUCAUGUCUGAGGAACUUGAUAUUUUAUAUUCUCCAGUCUUUGAAACUCCAAUUUUGUCACUUUUGAUUCUUGAAUGUGAGCAUGAAAAUAUUGAAGUAAAUACUGGAUAUUGGAAUGACUUGAUAUAUCAACUGUCUGUCCAAAAUGAUUCAACAUUAGAGAAUAUCCACAAAAGUGUUUUAAGUACGAAGCAAUUGACGUCAUUUCCAAUUCGAUCUUUGGUGAUUUACAAGCUUGCUAAAUUGAUCUGUAAAUGCUCGACAAAUAAUUUUAUAUAUCCAAUAAUUUGUCAACAGUUCUUUACACUUUAUUUUUCACGAGUCUUUAUUGACAUUUCGAAUGACUCGCGAGCAGUUCAAGAGAAAUUUUACGAUUUGGACAUAGCUUUAAUGAAGAAGCUUAAGAGGAAGUUGGAAGAGUCUGAAAAAUAUCAUAGUGACAUUGCUACAAAUGAGUCAUCAGGCGAUACAUCACAAUUCCACACAAAUCUAUCAAAAAUAUUCAAAACAUUUUUGUUGUGGCUCGAAGAAAAUCAACUGAAUAGCAUGAUGCAGAAAAAUAUCAUUUUACCUCCUUUAUAUGAAGGACAGAAGCUUAAACUUAUAUUUCAAGGAAAUAGGACUCAUUGGACUGAAUAUAUUGAUAUAAUGGAAUUAAGAAGAGUUCAAAAAACAAAUUGUGAUUGGUGGCUGAAAUACUGCAUGCGAACAAACUUAGCAAUCACUUCAGAUGAUUUUAAUGAUGUAAAGGAAUGUGAUUCUAUCCAAGAAAUUGCAAACAAAAUGUGCGAACGUCUCAAAAGCUCUGGAAAGUUGACUAAACCACCACCAGAAUUCGUUAGGAAAUCAUUAUAUAUGGGAAAAAUUGAUCUAUCAAAGGAUACAUUAAAGCUUUUCAGGAAUGAGACAAAGCUUCUGAGAAAAUGUGCACACCAAUUCACAAUGACAGCGAAUGAGCACAAAGCAGUCGAUGCCGUUUAUCGUGACUCUGUUAGAUAUGCAUUCACGAAUGAGUCAACAUUUCGAAUGAAAUCAGUUCAAUGUUCUCGACCAACUGAAAACAGUUGCUCAGGAUUCAAGAUGAUGAAAGUAGAAUUUUCCGAAAUGAAGUCAAAUGACGCAAUCAGAAUGAAAUUAGAAGAUAAUCGAGAUUAUUUUAGAAAAUUGGUCGCAAAGGAACUAGGUGAGGCGGAUAUGAGGAUUACAGAUGCAAGCUUUUGUCUUCAAAAUAUUGUUCAGCAGUUGAUUCAAAUGUCUUACGACAGCACUAAGAGAGAGAAGGUUUUAAAAUUAAGCACAAGUCUGUUCUAUGAAUUAUUAGAUGACAUUGAUACUGAACUUCAGGAAUAUCCAAUAACAAAUGAGUUUUAUUCGAAUGCUGUUGCCAAACUUGGAUCUUUUAUUCAACAAAAUGACUCUAAUGAGAUGCUUAAGGUCCUAAAAUUAGUUCUUCAAAAGCCAAUAGCUAUCAACUUAUUUACUGACAUUUUUGCACCAUCCAUGUCAAGUCCAGCUAUAUUUAUAAGCUUGUACGAAUGCCUAGUCAAUCUGUAUGCAAAGAAUUAUGAGCCACAAAUUUUAUUCGUUCUUGUUUCUAAAUUUGACAUUCCAACUUGGCUUCAAGCUCAUCGACCAAAAUUAGUGGAAGUUAGUGAAUUGAUUAAAUUAAUUUUCCGUGGAUUAGAACUAUGGACUAUUGAAAAUUCAGAGCUUCUUCAAGACGUGCUUAGAUGUCAUUUAGUUCAUUUAUUCAUGUAUCGCUUCCCAGAACAUUAUGGAGAAAUUUUACAAUGUAUCUUGACUGAAUUUUCACAACAACGUCUACGUCCGUGCAUCUUACUUGACAUUUUAAAUGCUUUCUAUCAAAAAGUUGGAUGUAACAAAAUGGACACGGAAAUGUCAAUUGGAAGAAUGAAGGAUGAAAUGAGAAUUUUAGCAGCAAAACAAAAUCUUUUACAAUAUAAUGAGCUGCAUUCAACAGCUUUAAUGCUUAAUCACUAUUUCUAUAAUGAACGUCUUCAGCAUGGAUUGCAUGGGAACUACCCAAAGUUUGCUAAAUAUUGUGAUGUCUUAUCAAUCCUUUUUGGAACUAUCGGACAUUGUGUGAUUUCUGCAGCAAUAAAAGCUUUUCCAGAAGCAUCAGCUGACUAUUUAGUAAAUGAAUUGUAUCCAUGCAUAUCAAAUAUGUAUGCACCGAUGUUAGUUCCUUUAUAUUAUUCACAAACUGUUAAAGAUGGUCCAGCAAAUUGGAUACAACAAUUAUCGACCGGAAAUACAAUUUUACAACCUUGGUCGAAUGUGCAUACAGAGAAUGCUGAAAAAUUUAUUCGAACUUAUGCAAUGUGCAUUCAAUACAUGUUUGACAUGCUUCCAGGCAGUAAUUUGUUGAUUCAACAUUUAUUUACUUGGUAUAUUGAAUAUUUUGCUAAUAAAACGACACCGAAGCAUGUUUUGGCACCAAUUCAAUUGCUCCUGACUAAAUUGCCUUUUGAGCGAUUCCUUCCGACUUUGCAGCAUAUGGAAGGAUUCAAUCGUGUCUUGAUGGAUUUUGUUCCUGACUGUCACACGUUUCUUGGGAAUAUAUUUUUGAGAAUCUCAUGGACACAGUGGCUUUCAGUCCAAUUGCCAACAUUAGAUUACACAACAUCGCAAAGAACUAUGGCGAUUCUGUUAACAACAAUCAUAAAGUUAUCAUUUGAACCAAAAGUACGUGAAAGCAUAAGGAUACUUCAAUUGCUACAAGAUGCUGUAAAAUAUAAUUGGAUGAUUCUUGACUAUAAAGAUGUAGAAAAUGUCCUCGACUGGUUUGUUAUGUCUGCAGAACCUUCUGUUAUUUUGAAAAUUCCUUCAGAACACGAAACUGUCGACUUGAACAUCCAUAUGCUUUUACAAACUGUGUCAGGCAUGCGAUUAAGUCAAAAUCAAGCACAGAAUGUCCAACAAACCUAUUUAACAGCUAAACGUAUGGCUUAUGUCCGAUCUGUUGUUCGAUUACUUAAAAGUUGUGAUGCCAAACUUCAUCAAUUAAUCAUCACGGAAAAUGGAAAGCAAAUGAUAAAUGAAGCAUUCAUUGAGUUCCUAAAUUUAAUCGAUUCUGUUGUGACUGAUGAAAUGGAAGCUACAAAUCUUGUCGUUACAAUAACUGAUAACAUGUCAGUUCCAGAAAAUACAGCAAAUCUAUUUGUUGGUGGAAUUCAGGCAUGGCAAAAUGCUACUAAAAUAGGAAGUUUGACGCUUUGCUGCUUCAUUAAUGCAUUGAAAAUUCAGAAAUAUUGGACAUUGCAAAUGUUUCAAGUAUUGGAAUCGAGUCUUUUAAAUUAUAUGAGAAUGUCUGAAUCAGUUCCAAGUCACAAGCCAUCAUGGUUAAAUGCUCUCGAACGCUUACCAUUAAGAAUAAAUUAUGACCUCAAUGUCCUUAUUGAUCGUGAAUUAUACUUAUCAGUUCACUUCCUGUCAAUCACAAAAAUGUCUUCUAGCGUCAACGAUAAUGAUCGUCUGGAAUAUUUAAUUGAUCUGCAGACAAAGCUUUCGUCGCAAAAAACGACAGAACAAACUGAAGCUGGAUAUUGCUUAUUAUGGUGCUUCCUUUUGAUGAGUUAUGGAUAUGUUUUAAAAAGCUAUUGUAAUGCUGAGAAGCAGCUGAGGAUUGUUGCAAAAUAUCUUCAAGUAACUUACAGUCAAAAUGAAGGAUGGGGUGAUGGAUUGCUUGGUGCCAUUGGAUUAAAAAAGGAUCCACAAACUAAUGAGAAGAAAAUCUUGAUGCGCUGCUUUGCGUGUGGAGCUUUAGCUUUAAUUGGAACUAAUAUUGAAUUCGAAAGUGCUACAAAUGACCUGAAAACGUUCCUUAAUCAAAAGAAAUUUACCGAUAUUAAAAUGAAAGGUCUUCAAGCUAUAAGCUUAAUAGAGAAUAAGAGAGGAACAAUUUGUAUCGAUUUUAUCGAUGUCAUGAGUAAAGUUAUGCGAAUAUUUUACAGUGAUUCAUAUUUUAAUAAUAUAGAUAAAUUAUACUGUUGGUGAUAUGUCCUAAUCUUGUAUUGAUUCAAUUAAAUUGUGAUUAUUAAUAUCCAUAAAUAAAAGUUUAUUUCCAUCAUC
Chironomus riparius is the source of this 7564-nucleotide messenger RNA. Lineage: Eukaryota; Metazoa; Arthropoda; Insecta; Diptera; Chironomidae. The record is from the annotation of a GenBank genome assembly.